This is a messenger RNA of Paraglomus occultum, 135 nucleotides long. The record is from the annotation of a GenBank genome assembly. Lineage: Eukaryota; Fungi; Glomeromycota; Glomeromycetes; Paraglomerales; Paraglomeraceae.
AUAUCUGAACAAGCUGUCUCAGAUAUUUGGCGACAAUGAAAUAAAUGGGCUACAAUUACAAAAUAAUGAGCACCGUGCACAACUGAAAAAAGAGCGUCAGCCAGUAUAUCCGAUGGUUGAAGAAGUUAUGGAAAG